Molecule: messenger RNA, 492 nt
Organism: Brassicogethes aeneus
Lineage: Eukaryota; Metazoa; Arthropoda; Insecta; Coleoptera; Nitidulidae
Source: the annotation of a GenBank genome assembly
AUGGAAGAAAACUUUAUACAACUAGUUAUAGGGAGCAGAUUUUUAUACGAUAAAAGCCAUACAGAUUUUAAAAAUGGGCCAAAAAAAGAGAGAGCUUGGCAAGAAAUAGGCGAAAAUUUCGGAAUUUCAGGUGAAGAAGUUUCCAAACUUUUUAAGUCCAUGCGGAAAAAAUAUUCCAGAAUAAAAAGAAAAAAAGAUACGGAUAGUAAAAGCGGUUCAGGUGCCUCAAAACAAAAAGAGUGGCAUCUGUUUGAAUUGAUGCGAUUCAUAGACGAGGUGCUGAAACCUAGACAAACUGCUAGCAGUAUUUUAAAUAAACCAAGUCAGUCGAGCCAGUCUUUGUCGGUUGAAAUAGAGGUUGAGGAUGGCAUCACCAUUAAGGACCUGCUUGAUGAAUCAAUGCUUUCAUCAGAUUCGUGGGUGUCAACAACAUCAUUAAAUUUAGGGCAAGGCCAAUCAAGCACACCACAAAUUGUUAAAAGGACAGUCUGA